AUGGAGAACAAUGGCGAAGUGUGUUCAUCGGCUUUUUACCGUGAUAAUCCUGAUUGGGCCGAUGUGAAACCAAUUUAUCCUUCCAAGGAAGAGGAUGGAGCUGUUCGCAUUGCCGUAACUGAACAGUGUGCGUUCUUUAUACCAAGGGAUCUUAUGGGAGCAUCAAAACUGUAUCAUCGGGCCGUUGUUUCAGUUCGAGACGCGUUUGCUUAUCUUCGCGCAGUGCUUGCUUCUGGAGAGAUGUCGUUGAGAGUGUUCUUGUUAACCGAAGACUGCAUUCAGCUGAACCCUGCGAACUACACACUUUGGCAGUUCCGCCGAGAGUUGCUGAAGAAGCUUGGGGUAGAUCUGAGGAAGGAGCUCAAAUAUCUCGAUGAUGUCAUCAUGCAAACGCCGAAGAAUUAUCAAGUUUGGCAUCAUCGCAGAGCGAUCGUGGAACUCAUCGGACCUGCUGUUGCUGCUGAUGAACUCAAUUUUACUGCGUCUGUUAUAGAGGAUGAAACGAAAAAUUAUCACGCAUGGCAAUACAGGUUCUUCGAAACACUUAUACUUGACAAUUGUUUUAAGGGUCUAUUA
Messenger RNA from Ostertagia ostertagi, 576 nucleotides. The record is from the annotation of a GenBank genome assembly. NCBI's taxonomy places the organism in Eukaryota, Metazoa, Nematoda, Chromadorea, Rhabditida, Trichostrongylidae.